Molecule: messenger RNA, 1512 nt
Organism: Fusarium proliferatum ET1
Lineage: Eukaryota; Fungi; Ascomycota; Sordariomycetes; Hypocreales; Nectriaceae
Exons: 3
Coding region: 1-1512 (503 amino acids)
Cellular component (GO): nucleus
Molecular function (GO): zinc ion binding
Source: RefSeq, a predicted model, not a curated record
AUGUCAACGAACGCAACGAAACGGAAAUUUAAUACCUUAUUGCAGGGCUUAGGAUCAUCGAGCGCGAAAGCCGCCAACGACACGUCGGCGCACGAGACCGACUCGCCUUCGAAUCGCUCUACUACUUCGCCUGGCACAGAAACUCGUGUAUCCGGCGUAGAUGCCGAAUUACUUCAAAAGCGUCGAAGAUUAGGCUUUCCGGAUUCAACGGCACCCAAAGCUGGCAAAAGAACAAAUCUAUCUGCGACCCUCUCUGCUAUCGUUUCCCGACGCACACAAACACAGGACUCGUCCAAGAAACCUACAGGGGCGCCCGCGCGAUAUGCACCGACCGAUCGAGGAGACCUUUUGAAAAGGCUAGGCACGUUCCAAGAAAUAACAGACUGGACUCCAAAGCCGGAUAAAGUGAAUGAGAUAGAAUGGGCAAAGCGUGGGUGGGUUUGCCAUAGCAAAGAAACAGUUCGCUGUCUUCUCUGCCAUCGAGAACUGGUUGUCAAACUCAAUCGCAAGGUUGUGGAUGGAAAGGAGGUUCCUGUUCUCGUGGCAUCUGAGAUAGAGGAUGCAUUGGUAGACAAGUAUGCCGACCUCAUUGUAACUUCUCACCAGGAUGAUUGUCUCUGGCGUAAGCGGGGCUGUGAUGAUUCCCUUCUCCGGCUGUCUUUAACCAACGCGACUACGAGUCUUGCGGCUUUACGUGAGCGUUAUGAUGAGCUGCUAGCACGAAAAUCAUUCUUGCCCUAUGAAUUCAAUCUUCGACUGCCAGAGGAGUUGAACUUGGACCAUGUUCUUUCACAUCUACCGAACGACUUCUUCACCAAACCAGCAGCAGCAAAGGAUGCUGAGGCUCAGCCAAAUCGAGUCGCACUAUCGCUUGCCUUAAUGGGAUGGCAAGGCCUCAAUAACGCCCGUAUCGGUGCAGUGCCAAACUCGGCAUCAUGCCACACCUGUCUCAGGCGACUAGGAUUGUGGAUGUUCAAGAGCAAAGAGGUGGACGGGAAUAAUGAGAUUCUGGUACCAGCCCCUAUGGACUUCUUAGAUCCAGCCCGAGAGCAUCGCUUCUUCUGCCCGUGGGCGAACUCUGAGACUCAGAAGCAGGCACAUUCCCAGAAGGCUUCUGAGCAAGACUUGCCAGGCUGGAAGGUGUUGGUGCGAACCAUCGCGAACGAAGCACAUCUUCGGAGUGUUUAUGAGGGACGUUCACCGGCGAGGCCGCGAACUGAACGAUCAAUGGGAGCACCGUCCACGCCCCAGAGGCCUGGAACGGCCGCCUCCAUCAAUACGCCGACUCAAACCCCUGGCUCUGUUGGAGCUGGGGUAGAAAAUGCCGAAGAAGAUGAGAAAGAGAGAGAUGUAAAGGAUAAGGAGAGAUGGGCGAGGUUGAAAAGAGUCAAGAGUUUGUUUGAUACGAAAGGGAGCAGGAAGCUGAGGCACUCGAUAAGCAAGUCCAUUAGUAGACCCGGAACUGCCACUUCGACAAAAUCGGCCAAAUCAAAUGGAGGCCUGGCGGAGUGA